UGCUUGAAUCCGAUUGGUCCGUUUCAAACUUAGCCCGCGACUGUGUUGUUGUGUUUAGUUCGCGAGCACACAACAGAAUAAUAUUCUUUCUCAGUACCUAAUGUCCCAAAUAUAACUGCCAGUAUGAUGGAAUCAUGCCUGAACAACAAUGAUGACAGACGGGAACAAGUGGAGGUCGACGAUUUGAAGAGAGAUCUCUCAUCAGAAUUCAGCACUUUACCAGACCGACAGCAUUCCAGCAUCGAGGAGAGGGAACACCUGAGAGUCUACCUCCGCAUCCGACCCUUCAGCUCUGCAGAGAGCAAUAAUGGAGAGUCACAGGACUGUGUUACUAUUGAGCCUCCUGACACAGCUUUGCUGAAGCCCCCCAGUUUGUCUUUCUCAGCGAGGCUCAGCACUGACAAAUCUCUUCCACACACUGGACAGCGCUUCCAGUUCUCUCAGGUGUAUGGUCCUGAGACGACACAGAGAGAGCUCUUUCAAGGCACAGUAAAGGAUUUGGUUAAAGAUGUUCUCGAAGGGGGAAACUCUCUGGUUUUCACUUAUGGAGUCACCAACGCUGGAAAGACCUUCACAUUUCUAGGUCCAGAUGUGGAUGCUGGUAUCCUGCCCAGGUCCCUCGAUAUCAUUUUCAGCAGCAUUGAUGAACAGGUUUUCACUGGGAUGAGCAUCAAACCUCACCGCUGCCGAGAGUUCACGAGGCUAACCAGGGAGCAGCAGGCUGAGGAAGUGGCCUUCAAGAGAAACUUCCUCAGACAACCUAAAGAGAAUGAGAAGAACAAUGCCAGCCAGUUGAACUCGACCAGUAAGACUCUCUUUGAAGGCUCCUCCGUGCUCGGCACCACUGUAGUAGUAGAAGAAGACAAAAUCCACCUGGCAGUGGAAGCACACACUAAGUUCUCUGUUUGGGUUUCUUUCUGUGAAAUCUACAAUGAGAACAUUCACGACCUCCUGGAGGUGAUGCCCAGCGGGGCCCCGAGGAGGACCGCACUGCGCUUAUCUCAGGACGUCAAGGGAAACUCCUUCGUCAAAGAUCUGCGUUGGGUUCAGGUAAACAGUGCAGAAGAGGCUUACAAGGUGAUGAAGCUGGGCAAGAAGAACCAGAGCUUCUCCUCCACCCGACUCAACCAGCUCUCCAGCAGGAGUCACAGUAUUUUCUCCAUUCGCAUAUUGAGGAUUGAAGACGUUGGCAGUCUGAGGGUCCAUGGGGUCAGCGAGUUGUGUCUGUGUGACCUGGCUGGCUCCGAGCGAUGCGCCAAGACCCAGAAUAAAGGAGAGCGCCUGAAAGAAGCCGGAAACAUCAACACCUCACUGCUCAUCCUGGGAAAAUGCAUCAACGCACUACGACACAAUCAGCAGGCCAAGCUGCGUCAGCAUGUUCCCUUCAGAGAGAGCAAGCUGACCCACUACCUGCAGAGCUUCUUCUGUGGUCGAGGUAAAGCCUGUAUGAUCGUCAACAUCAACCAGUGUGCCUCCAUGUACGAUGAGACUCUCAGCGUCCUCAAAUUCUCUGCUGUGGCACAGAAGGUUGUGGUUGUGUCCACCAGGCCCCCUCCCAUCCUGCCUAAGAGGUCUGCCAGUGAGGUGUCCUUCAUCAUCAACAAUGCUGAGAGGAAGGCUCUGCGGGGCAACAGGAGGAGCUCCCUGAUUGGUUGGGAUACUAGCCUUGAGGAUGUGCAGGAGGAUGAGUAUGAUGAGUAUGAUGAGGAAGAGCAGAGCCUGAUGGAGAGCACAAUGGAUCAGACGGGCAGUGAAGAAGACAACGAUGAAAGUGAUGAUAAAAUUGUCAUUGGUAAAAAGAUGCAGCAGAGGCAGGUGGCGCUGUUGGGUCAGCUCCAGGUGCAGCUGAAGAAGGAGCGAGCAGAGAGCCUGCUCAUGGAGGCGCGAGUCAGAGAGGAAAUCAGCCGAGAGUUCUCAGAGCUCUUCUCUGAGAUGCAGAAAGACUACAAUGACCGCCUGGCGAGGGAGAGAGAAAUCUUAGAGGAGCGAGCAGAAACCAGGCUGAAGAUCUUCAAGAACCUCAUUGACAAAAUGGCACCUGAUGGACCGAGUCAUGACGCGCAGGCUAUGGACACAUCUCUGGGCUCCUACUCCUCUGAAUUAUCAGGCAUAAAGAAGUGUCUGUGUUCAGGCCGAGCAGGGGCUCAGGUGGUCAGAGGAGACGCUGGAGAGGAGCUGGAGAGGAAGGUGUUGGAACUGAAUGAGCACCAGCAGAAAGCCCACGAACAGAUGGCUCACAAACACAACGGUGACGCUGGAGGAGUAGAGGAUGAGGAGAAAAGGAGGCUUCUCUUUCAGCUCCAGGAGAAGUUGUCAGAGAUUUCCCGACUGGAGAAACAAGUGGGAGACCUGCAGAAGGAGGCGGAGCUGGGAUCACAGAGCUGUUCUUUGCUGGUCGAGGAAGGGAGUUCACGUGAGACGGGGCGGCUGCAGGAGGCGUUGGCUGCCUGUGAGAAGGAGAAGAGAGGCAAAGAAGACGCCCUCGCUGCUUUGGAGUACCAGACUAUGGGAAGAGAGGAGGCGCUGGCAUCCUUGGAGGAGGAGAGGAAAGCGAAGGAGGAAGCUCUUGCCACGCUCAGGGAGCUGGAGCGAAGCAAAGAGGAGGUGCUAUCUUCCCUUAAAGAAGAGAGAGAAGGCAACAACAAAGCCAAUGCAGCCCUUGAAGCUGAGAGGAGAGCCAAUGCCAUUGCAAUCCAUUCAGAAGAGAAGAAAAGCAGAAUGGACAUCGUUGCUGCUCUUUGUCAAGAGAAGCGUGGCAAACAAGAUGCUGAGUCUGCUCUGGAGGUGGAGAGGAAGGAGAUCAGCAGGCUGGUUGAGGAGAGAGAAAAGAGGCAGCAGGAGGGUGAUGCACUUCAACAAGAAGUCAGAGAGCUGACUGCCAGACUGGAAGCCACCGAGCACCAGAGGAGCGAGCAGAAACCAGGGCUGAAGAUCUUCAAGAACCUCAUUGACAAAAUGGCACCUGAUGGACCGAGUCAUGACGCGCAGGCUAUGGACACAUCUCUGGGCUCCUACUCCUCUGAAUUAUCAGGCAUAAAGAAGUGUCUGUGUUCAGGCCGAGCAGGGGCUCAGGUGGUCAGAGGAGACGCUGGAGAGGAGCUGGAGAGGAAGGUGUUGGAACUGAAUGAGCACCAGCAGAAAGCCCACGAACAGAUGGCUCACAAACACAACGGUGACGCUGGAGGAGUAGAGGAUGAGGAGAAAAGGAGGCUUCUCUUUCAGCUCCAGGAGAAGUUGUCAGAGAUUUCCCGACUGGAGAAACAAGUGGGAGACCUGCAGAAGGAGGCGGAGCUGGGAUCACAGAGCUGUUCUUUGCUGGUCGAGGAAGGGAGUUCACGUGAGACGGGGCGGCUGCAGGAGGCGUUGGCUGCCUGUGAGAAGGAGAAGAGAGGCAAAGAAGACGCCCUCGCUGCUUUGGAGUACCAGACUAUGGGAAGAGAGGAGGCGCUGGCAUCCUUGGAGGAGGAGAGGAAAGCGAAGGAGGAAGCUCUUGCCACGCUCAGGGAGCUGGAGCGAAGCAAAGAGGAGGUGCUAUCUUCCCUUAAAGAAGAGAGAGAAGGCAACAACAAAGCCAAUGCAGCCCUUGAAGCUGAGAGGAGAGCCAAUGCCAUUGCAAUCCAUUCAGAAGAGAAGAAAAGCAGAAUGGACAUCGUUGCUGCUCUUUGUCAAGAGAAGCGUGGCAAACAAGAUGCUGAGUCUGCUCUGGAGGUGGAGAGGAAGGAGAUCAGCAGGCUGGUUGAGGAGAGAGAAAAGAGGCAGCAGGAGGGUGAUGCACUUCAACAAGAAGUCAGAGAGCUGACUGCCAGACUGGAAGCCACCGAGCACCAGGUGACCAGCCAGACGGAGAGAGCUGAACAAGUGCUCUUCCAUCUACAAGCUGCUCAGGAACAACAAGACCAACACGGAGAGGAGAUCCAGGACAAAACCUCCCAGAUCCACACCCUGACACAGGAACUUCAAAGUCUUAAACAGCAGCUGCAGACAUCAGCAGCAUCUGAUGGCGUCCAUGAUCAGUUGAGGGAGGAAGUGUCAGAGCUUAGGAAGAAUCUGGCUGAGGAAAAGGAGAAAAAUAAGAGCAAGCUCAGAGAAAUGCUGGAGCUGGAGCAGGAACUCGGACAGGCAAAAGAACAGUUGGCACACAAACAGCAGAUCUCCGACCAGCAGCUGGAACAGUUUACAGAGAAGCAGAAUCAACAAGAAGCAGCUUUAACACACCAAGUUGAAGAGUUAAGAAAGAAGCUUCAGGAACAAGAAGAGAUGUCGCAGCAAACGCUGGAUGACCUCAGGUCCAUGCUCCAAUGCCAAGAACAUGAACAUCUAGCAAAACUUGAGGAACAGGUAGAGGAGCUCAACGAGAAGCUGCGAGAACAAGACGUGAUAUCACAACAGCUGAUGGACGAGUUACAACAGAAACUGAGUGAACAAAAAGAAGAUGACCUCGAGCAAACGCUCAGUCAGCAGGAGGAAGCUGCACAGCUGCUCAAGGCCCAACUAGAAGAAGCUAAGCUAGAAGGUUUAAACAAUCGCUCUAGCUCUGCUGCUGAAGAGGAUCUCAAGAGGUUGAACUCUGAACUCCAGACUAAGAUUGCAUCACUGAAGUCAAAAGUGUUCAACAUGGAAGAAGCUCAGCUGGCCUCUUCAGAAAUGGAGAAAAUGUUGAAAGUGAAUCACAAACGGACGGAGGAGAAGCUAGCAGAGGCGGCCAAAGUGUCUGCAGAGAGAGAGGCAGAGCUGCAGAAACAGCUGCUGGGUAAGGAGGCAAAGGUAACCUCCCUGCAGAAGAGCCUGCAGGAGCAGCAGGAGCAGCGGGAGGAGGAGAGCCAGGCAGUCCAGGAGGCCCGGCGCAGGGAGGUGGAAAGGCGCAGGGAGCUGCUGGCUGUAGCGCAUGAAGCCAUCGCUCAGAAGGAUGCAGAGCUGGAGAAGAAAGCCGAGGACAUCAACAGACUAAAACAAAAUGCCGAGCAGGACUCGGACAAAGUCAAGAGCCUCGGCCUCGACCUCCAGAGGAAAGAAGACGACACUUCAGACCUCAGAGAGAAACUCGCAGACUAUAAGAAGCAGAUCCAGCAGGUCCAGAAGGAGAUCUCGGCGAUGAGAGAAGAGGAAAGGGUUUUGAGGCAGAAGCUGACUGACGUGGAGAAAGUCAAGAAGCAGCUUCAGUCUGACAUUACCAACAGAGACAGAACUAUUCAGCAUCUGAAAGUGGAACAAUCAUCUGACACCAAGUCUGACCCGACGCUCUACCAGAAGGCCUGUGAAGACCUUGGAACCAAGGAGCGUGUGAUGGAGGACAUGCGUUUGGCUCUGACUGAGCAGGAGGAGACGCAGGACCAGAUGGAGACGGUCUUGGAGGAGAAACUGAACCUCAUCCAGGAGAUGUCCAGCGAAGUGGAGAAACUGAAAGGGAUGCUGCUGCUGCAGGAUCGCCGUGGAAACGAUGCCCACCGUCCAGCCGACAGCCCGUCACAUGACCUCACAGCGGCCAAACAGGAAGCUGCUCAGGCUCAGGAACGCUUGAAGCUGUGUGCAGAGAAACACCAGGGCGAACGCAAAAAGUGGCUGGAGGAGAAGAUGUUCCUGAUCGGCCAAGCUAAAGAGGCGGAGGACAAGAGGAACCAGGAAAUGAGGAAGUUUGCUGACGACAGAGAACGCUACACUCGACAGCAGAGCCACGUGGAGUCCUUGUCGUCCCAGCUGGCUGAGAAGGAGCAGCACAUGGACCACUGGAGGAAGGAGAGAGACACUCUGGUCGCAGCUUUGGGGGUUCAGCUGCAGAAACUUCUCUCCAGCCAAGCAGAGAAAGACAAACUCAUCCAACAGCUUCGCCAAAAUACCCCCCAGCCCCCACCACCAGAGAUUAGUGAUGGUGGCGUCUGUGUGGCGGAGCUGCAGGCUGCUCUGUCUGACAGGGAGUCAGAGAUCCAACGACUAAAGGAAGAGCUUGAGGCCUCAAACGCCAAACAGGAGAACACACAGACUAAAAGCAAUGAGAGCCCUGCAACAUCGGUUGGGAAACCUCAGAGUGAAACCAUUAACAGGAAGUCUGUUGGCAGGAGGGACGCCAGAGCGUCAGUCAGCAGUCAGGGCUCAGCUGGCUAUCCGUCAGUGCUGGACUCCUCUGAGAUUUCCACAGAGAACGGCAGGAUGAGCCGCUUCCCCCGGCCGGAGCUGGAGAUCUCCUUCAGCCCUCUGCAGCCAAACCGCAUGGCUCUGCGACGGCAGGGAGAGGAGAACUCUGUCACCGUCAAAAUCACCCGCUCGGCACGUAAGAGGAAGAGCGGAGAGAUGGAAAAGACUCACAUGUUCAGGAGGAGUAAACGAGGAACCACACACAAGCGGCGUGAGUAA
Molecule: messenger RNA, 6348 nt
Organism: Cottoperca gobio
Lineage: Eukaryota; Metazoa; Chordata; Actinopteri; Perciformes; Bovichtidae
Gene: kif20ba
Product: kinesin family member 20Ba
Exons: 36
Coding region: 124-6348 (2074 amino acids)
Biological process (GO): mitotic spindle assembly; microtubule-based movement; spindle elongation
Cellular component (GO): spindle microtubule; mitotic spindle; nucleus
Molecular function (GO): microtubule binding; plus-end-directed microtubule motor activity; ATP binding
Source: RefSeq, a predicted model, not a curated record